Messenger RNA from Rana temporaria (common frog), 3990 nucleotides. It is a transcript of the gene AXL, whose product is annotated as AXL receptor tyrosine kinase. Gene Ontology annotation, molecular function: transmembrane receptor protein tyrosine kinase activity; ATP binding; protein binding. Lineage: Eukaryota; Metazoa; Chordata; Amphibia; Anura; Ranidae. The record is from RefSeq and is a predicted model, not a curated record. Gene Ontology annotation, biological process: protein phosphorylation; cell surface receptor protein tyrosine kinase signaling pathway; cell migration. The coding region runs from base 402 to 3077 and encodes 891 amino acids. Gene Ontology annotation, cellular component: signaling receptor complex. The transcript is spliced from 20 exons.
GGGCAGACUCCAAUGAGCAUAGACAAUCCUCCCUUCUCCCUCGCCCUCCCCAUCUAACGUGCACUCCCCAACUCACUUUCCACAACUUCUCAGCUAUUGGAGACAGGGAGAAUGUCCCCUUUCAUCGUUAAAAGUUAACUUUGUCAUUUCUUGUGGCCAUUUAAAAGCUUUGACCUGGUGCUUUAGUCGCUGGUGGCUUUUCAGACCUGCUGUGAUUUGGAUUUACAAACCUUCCUGGAGACUUUAACACUCGCUUCUGGUUUGUUGUGGAUUUUGGGGCAUAUUUGAGUUCAUUGAAUACAUCGUUUUUGGAGAACUUUUUGGAUUUUUGUCUUCGAUGAGGAGUUAACGUCUGCUGAGCCAUACGGGGACUUACAAAGGGAGAACGCCUCGUCUCCGGGAUGGGGUUAACGUUUGGGGUGCUCUUUCUCCUGGGAAUUCUCAGGGCUGUGUUGGCACAGAGUGAUAUCUAUUUCACAAUGAAUCCACUGAAUGUCACCUCCUCACUUGGGAAGGAUAUUGUUCUUCGAUGUACUGUAAGUGGAGAAAUGGAGCCACCUCCAGAUGUGGAAUGGCUGAGGGAUGGACUAACUUUGGCCUUUGCCGACACUAACCAGAUCCAGAUGCCAGAAGAUGAUGACAAAUGGCUGCUCAUCAGUGAAUUGAGUAUUCACUCUCUUGCGCUGUCAGACUCAGGCUGGUAUCAGUGUUCUGUCUCCGAUGGGCAAAAAGCAGUGCUGUCUGAUGCAGCGUUUUUGCAGCUAGAAGGUUUGCCAAUGUUCAUCGAUGAACCAGAGGACAUGCAUGUCUACUCCGAUCUGCACUUUAAUCUGAGCUGUGAUGCUCAUGGACCUCCUGACCCUGUGCGGGUAAUAUGGCUGCAGAAUGGUGCGCCUCUCAACUCUUUGACUGAUGAGCUUGCAUUGACACCUUCAUUGCUUCGAGUGAGAGGUAUGAAUAAAACAUCCCAAUUUUCCUGUGAAGCUCAUAAUGGAAAAGGUGUGACCACAUCCAGGACUGCAACAAUUAAAGUUCUACCAAGGAAACCGGUGGACCUAAAACUGGUGACACAGAAUACAACAGAGCUGGAGAUAUCAUGGCUUCCUGGAGAGAGUGGAGCCCACCAGGUGUAUGUGUGUACAGUGCAGGCUACCACACCUCACAACCAUCUUGGCCUGGUGCCCCACCACAAGAUCUAUAACCAGAACAUCAAUGUGCCCCCUUAUAGCCACGUGAUCAGUGGCCUGGCUCCCUAUACAAUAUAUGAUGUCCGUGUGGCCUGUCUGAACAGUGAAGGGGUGUCCCACUGGACUGAAUGGGUUGCUAUGGAAACCAUGGAAGGAGUUCCAUCUGGUCCACCUGAAAAUGUCACAGCAAUAAAGAAUGAAACUGUUACCGUUGUGACGUGGAGGGAGCCAAGACCCCCCCUAAAUGGUGUAUUGAGAGGGUACAAGCUGGCAUACCAACCAAAGGACCAACCAGAGGUUGUGAUGGAUGCUGGGCUUAACAGUGAGGUGACCUUGGAGAUUGUCCAUGAGGUGCAUAAUCUGACAGUGAGGGUUUCUGCCUAUACAGUUGCUGGUGAUGGCCCAUGGAGUGAUCCUGUUAUUGCCACUUUCAAAAAUGAUGAUGCAUAUUCUCCUCAAGCAGUCAGAGAUAUGGCGUCCUCUGCUUUUUCCUGGCACUGGUGGUAUGUGGUUCUGGUAGUUGCGGUGGCAAUAUUUGGCGCUAUCAUGCUUGCUAUCUUCCUUGCUCGGCUUCGAAGGAAGGAAACCCGAUAUGGAGAGGCCUUUGAACCAACUGUAGAACAAGGAGAAUUUGUUGUCCGAUACCGAGUGAAGAAGUCAUAUAGCCGACGAACCACAGAAGCUACCUUAAACCGGCUUGGAAUCAGUGAUGACCUGAAAGAGAAGCUCCGGGAUGUUAUGGUGGACCGGCACAAACUCACCCUUGGAAAGACCCUGGGAGAAGGAGAGUUUGGUUCGGUCAUGGAGGGUCAACUAAACCAAGAUGACUACAUCCUCAAGGUGGCUGUGAAGACCAUGAAGAUUGCCAUCUGCACCCGCACUGAGAUGGAAGACUUUUUAAGUGAAGCUGUCUGUAUGAAAGAAUUUGAUCACCCCAACGUCAUGCGUCUCCUUGGUGUGUGUCUGCAGAAUACAGAGAAUGAGGGUUACCCGUCUCCGGUGGUCAUUCUGCCAUUCAUGAAGCAUGGAGAUCUGCACAGCUUUCUGCUGUACUCACGGCUGGGUGAUGCCCCACUGUUCCUUCCAACACAGACGCUAGUGAAGUUCAUGACGGAUAUAGCGAGCGGCAUGGAGUACCUGAGCAGCAAGAACUUCAUCCACAGAGACCUGGCGGCCAGAAACUGCAUGUUGAAUGAGAACAUGAAUGUUUGUGUGGCAGACUUCGGCCUGUCUAAGAAAAUCUACAAUGGAGAUUAUUAUCGCCAAGGCCGGAUUGCCAAAAUGCCAGUCAAAUGGAUUGCCAUAGAAAGUCUAGCAGACCGUGUCUACACCACCAAGAGUGAUGUGUGGUCCUUUGGUGUCACCAUGUGGGAGAUUGCCACAAGGGGCCAAACACCUUAUCCUGGGGUGGAGAACAGUGAAAUUUAUGACUACUUAAGACAAGGGAACCGGCUGAAGCAACCUCCGGAUUGCCUGGACGGAUUGUAUGAAUUAAUGUCCAGUUGUUGGCAGCUGAAUUCUAAAGACCGCCCCUUAUUUGAGACCCUUUACAGGGAAUUGGAGAAAAUCCUCAAGAAUUUGCCCCCAGCCAAAGAUCCUGAAGAGAUUCUCUAUGUCAACAUGGAGAAGCCUUAUUCGUCUUCCAUCACUGAAGAUGGGGAACUUGGAGCUGUGGGUGGUCUGGAUGCAAAGGAUUUCGGGGAUGACAUUUUCUCAAAGCCUAGCGCAGUCACUGCAGAGAUUCACCAGCCUGAGAAUACCAACCGUUAUGUUAUGUGCCCAGGACAUGAAGCCACACGUUUGGUUACAACAAUGGAUCAUCCACGCUACAGUUCAACUGUGGAAGAAGGGACAUUGGAAGAGUUAUUGGCUGGUCACGGAUUCAGAUAAUACACUGAAACCUGACAAAGUCUAUUUUUACAAGACUCAGAAUAUUGACGCUAUGUUUCUAACAUCAUUUUCAUGGAGAUUUAGCCUUGUCAUAGAGUACUUACUUUUUAACCAGCCAUCCUCAAUCCACAGAAGCAUUACGUAGCAAAAUGUCACACUGGUCUUCCAACUAUAGUGUCUUUAUAUAACCACUAUUGUCGAAAAAAGGAAAUAUAAUACCUUAAUGGUUUCUACGGACAGAGACAUGCGACCAAAGUCCAAGUGUGACGUCUAUGAUGGUGCUCUCAUGGCAACUCUUUAUAAUGUGGUACGAAGAACCAUGUAAGGGAAUAUGUAUAAAGCUGAAACAAUUAAGAGACUCAAGCAUUCCAUUAAGUUAGUGUUUCAUAAUUCCAGAACUGAAACAAAACAGGUACAGAGCAUUACAAUUUCCAGCACACAAAAAUGAACUGAAUAUCCUCCUAAUGGAGCUUCUGAUUUGGUGAUCCAAAUGGGUUUACCAAUUCAAAGUUGGUAGUGAUUUUUUUAAGGCACUUCAUUGUUGUACCAUUAGUUUUGUGGUGUUCAGUUUCCAUUCAUUUGUUUUGAAGGAAGUAGUUUAGUUUGUGAAUUGGUUGAAAGGCCAAUAUUUCAAAAAAGUGUUUGCCCAGUUAUACAAGUCUACUUAUAGAAGCUUUCCACCGUCAGUUAUUCAAGGCUACAAGGCUGUACAAUCAAUAUUGAAAUCCCAGUUUCCUUAUAAAAACAAAAGUCCUUUCACUGUGUGUGCUUGAUAAAUACGGCAGUUGGAGGGGGGGGGGGUUUAAUUAUUGGGACAAGUACAUGUGUGGCUGUCAGAAAACACCUAGACCGAUCUCUGUUCUUAUGUCAACAUUGAUCAUGUAUAUACCCUUAGCCACAUAAUCUCUGUAGA